Messenger RNA from Argentina anserina (silverweed cinquefoil), 1514 nucleotides. RefSeq names its product NAC domain-containing protein 73-like. Gene Ontology annotation, cellular component: nucleus. Lineage: Eukaryota; Viridiplantae; Streptophyta; Magnoliopsida; Rosales; Rosaceae. Gene Ontology annotation, molecular function: DNA-binding transcription factor activity; transcription cis-regulatory region binding. Gene Ontology annotation, biological process: regulation of DNA-templated transcription. The record is from RefSeq and is a predicted model, not a curated record. Bases 380 to 1255 code for a protein of 291 amino acids. The transcript is spliced from 3 exons.
GAAAUGCUUCUUUCUAUUCGUUCAUUAUUUAUUUCAGAUUGUUCUCUCUCUUUCUCUCUGUCUAUGAUCUUUCUCCUCUAAUUCUCACUAUUACAGGAGCAAGCAGGGAGCUAUGGAGUAAUAUUCAACUAAAUCAAGUAUGCAUGCAAAGGAGAAAAAGUGAAUAGGAAUUUGAUUCUCCCCAAACCUUGAAGCAGAAUAAUUAAGCAUCUGCUAGCUGCCAAUAAGGGACGACAGGCUUCACAAGAAACAAUUCUGCUUAUCUUUCCUUUUUUUCCCCUUCUAUUAAUUCCAAGUCUAACCGCAACCAUACUCCUUUCCUUCUUAGAUUAUUCUAAAUUUGGAGUAGUGCAUAUAACUGUGGAAACAAACAAGAGAAAUGACUCACUGCAAUGAUCUUGGUCAGGAAGACCAAAUAAUCAAUGCCAAAGAUGACCUAACCAUCAGAACAUGCCCUUCGUGUGGUUAUCAGAUCAAAUAUCAGCAACAGGCCGGAAUUCAAAACUUGCCGGGGCUGCCAGCCGGAGUCAAGUUUGAUCCUACGGAUCAAGAGGUGCUUCAACAUUUGGAGGGAAAGGUGUGGAGCAGUAUUGAUAUCGCUGUAGGUAAUAAGCUCCACCAUCAUCCUCUGAUAGAUCAGUUCAUCCCUACAAUUGAAGGAGAGAAUGGAAUUUGCUACACUCAUCCACAUAAGUUGCCAGGAGUUAGCAAAGAUGGGCUGGUACGCCAUUUCUUCCAUCGACCUUCCAAGGCUUACACAACAGGAUCUAGGAAAAGAAGAAAGGUGCACACCGAUAGGGAUAGCAGCGGCGAGGGAGGUGAGACGCGAUGGCACAAGACAGGCAAGACCAGACCAGUAUUUGUUGGUGGCAAAGUGAAAGGGUACAAAAAGAUACUUGUGCUCUACACUAACUAUGGGAAGCAAAGAAAGCCUGAGAAAACCAACUGGGUAAUGCACCAGUACCACCUUGGCAACAAUGAAGAAGAGAAAGAUGGAGAGCUUGUGGUUUCCAAAGUGUUCUACCAAACACAACCUAGACAGUGUGGUAACUCAGGUAUGAAGGAUUUCAAUAAUAACUCUGUGAAAUUAAUGAAGGGACAAAGUGAGCACAAUGUGGCACUUGUUCAGUAUUGUAACAAUGGCAAUUCCUUCAUAUCCUUUGAUCAAAGUGGCCAGGAUAGAUCGAUCAGUAAUCCUCAGAUAAUCCCUCAUCAUUUUCCUCUACAUGAUGGGUCGUUUGUUUCUUUGAAAUAAGGUUUCUACCGAGUAGCCGGGAGGUAAUAAAGGACAAUAGAUAUGUACAUCAGCUCAAUAAAGGCAAGUCUGGCCUAUAUUUCUCUGAAAAUUGUGAAUGAUUAAGUGAUUAUUUCGCAUGGCGGAAGAGGGAAGAAAGUGAUAACUUUUUUAUUUUUCAAUUUAUUAUUUAUCUUCACAUACUUUGUAAAUGUACAAUGAACACAAGUGUUUGAGGUAUGCAUGUCCAUCCAAAGAAUUGAAGAUUUGGUCAUGCUUU